This is a messenger RNA of Gambusia affinis (western mosquitofish), 3451 nucleotides long. RefSeq names its product copine-3-like. NCBI's taxonomy places the organism in Eukaryota, Metazoa, Chordata, Actinopteri, Cyprinodontiformes, Poeciliidae. Gene Ontology annotation, biological process: ERBB2 signaling pathway; cellular response to calcium ion. The record is from RefSeq and is a predicted model, not a curated record. Gene Ontology annotation, cellular component: plasma membrane. Gene Ontology annotation, molecular function: receptor tyrosine kinase binding; calcium-dependent phospholipid binding.
UUUCUGUUUGCUGUAGAGAGCAAAGACAUGAAUGACAGCGAGGUGAACAAAGUGUACUUGCAUUUAGUGGGCGUAGCUUCUGCUAAACCGGGGGAAUAAUUACUCUGCUGCAAGCGGCAAGACAGAAGGGCCAGAUUAAGAUUAAUUGAAUUAUUAUUUAUCAGCGGCGACGUGGAAGUUGUUUCCGAGGCAGGAACAUGGCUGCCCAGUGUGUAACCAAGGUGGAGCUCACCGUGUCCUGUGAGAACCUCCUGGACUUCGACAUCGGCUCCAAGUCGGACCCCUUAUGUGUCCUUUUAAUGUGCAACUCUGACUCCCAGUGGUAUGAGAUGGGACGCACAGAGAAAGUUCAGAAUUGCCUCAGUCCGAAGUUUGCCAAGAAGUUCACCCUGGGUCAGGUUGUGUCCAGUCGGAAACUGACCCGGCCGCUGGCGCUGAAGAACAAGAAGCCAGCUGGGAAUGGAACAAUCACUAUCAGUGCGGAGGAAAUAAAAGACAAUCGGGUGGCGUUUUUUGAGAUGGAGGCAAGAAAGCUGGAUAACAAGGAUUUCUUUGGGAAGUCUGAUCCUUAUUUGGAGUUAUACAAGCAGACAGAAACCGGAUGGCAGCUGGCUCACAGGACAGAGGUGGUGAAGAAUAACUUGAACCCGACGUGGAGGCCGUUUCGAGUUCACCUGCAGUCUCUGUGUGGGGGAGACGUGGAGAAACCAAUUAAAGUGGAGUGCUAUGACUACGACGACGAUGGCUCUCAUGACCUCAUCGGAUCCUUUGAAACCACGAUGAAGCGGCUCCAGGAAGCGUCGCGGACUUCUCCGGCCGAGUUUGAGUGCGUCAACAGCAAAAAGAAGCAGAAGAAGAAAGGCUACAAGAACUCCGGUGUUGUGAGCGUGAAGCAUUGCGAGGUCGUAAAGGAGUUUACGUUCCUGGAUUAUAUAAUGGGAGGCUGUCAGAUCAACUUCACCGUGGCUGUGGACUUCACCGGCUCCAACGGGGAUCCCAGGUCUCCUCAGUCCCUGCACUACAUCAGCCCUCAGGGCGUUAACGAGUACCUCUCUGCUAUCUGGUCCGUGGGCAACGUCGUUCAGGACUACGACAGCGAUAAAAUGUUCCCGGCGUUUGGCUUCGGAGCCCAGAUUCCACCCACAUGGCAGGUUUCCCACGAGUUUCCUCUCAACUUCAACCCCUCCAAUCCUUUUUGUGCAGGUGUAGAAGGGGUGGUGCAGGCCUACAGGGCGUGUCUCCCGCAAGUCAAACUCUACGGCCCCACCAACUUCUCCCCUAUCAUCAAUCAUGUUGCCUGUUUUGCUAAACAAGCCAUCCAACAGACCACUGCAUCCCAAUACUUCGUCCUGCUGAUCAUCACCGACGGAGUCAUCACCGACAUGGAUCAGACGCGCAACGCCAUCGUCAACGCCUCGCGGCUGCCCAUGUCCAUCAUCAUCGUCGGCGUGGGAGCAGCGGACUUCAGCGCCAUGGAGUUCCUGGACGGAGACGACGGCCGCCUGCGUUCGCUGGCUGGCGAAGCCGCCAUGAGGGACAUCGUCCAGUUUGUCCCCUUCAGGGAUUUUCAGAACGCUCCUCGUGAGGCGCUGGCGAAGAGCGUGUUGGCCGAAGUGCCGGCUCAGCUGGUGGACUUUUUCUGCACCAUGGAGCUGAAACCACCAAAUCCGAGUCCUGCCCCGGCAGAGACCCCCGCGAUGCCAUAAAGAAACCUGACGAAUUCCACGUUUCAUCUCAAGCAGCUCUAUAUAACCGACAGAACUGUCAUGUUAAUGUGCACUAAAGUGUCAAUCUAGCCAGCUGUCGACAGCAUCCAGGUUAGUUCUUUAAUUUUGUGUUAAAAAUAUAUAUGUAGUUUGCAUGGUAGUUUACUCUGUAUUGUCAAAAGUUUUGAAAUGCAUUCCUUUAUGAACUUCUGUCCCAUUUUGAAUUCAUCGGCAUUAACAUGAUGAUGGCCCACCCUUUGCUGCUGUUUCACCUCCCUUUGGAAAGUGCCAUAGGUUGUAUGUUUUUUUUUGUUUGUUUUUUUUUUUUUUGCAUUUGUGAGGUCAGACUCUAAUGUUGGAUGAGAAUGUCAUAAUUGUGCCAAAGACGCAUCAUCAGAUUGAGCUCUUCCUCAUCAAGCUUCUUUGUGGACCUUUCUUUUUGUUGCUUCAAAAAUACUUUAUAGAUCCCAAAGGGAAACUAAAUAAAUAAUUAAAUGUCAACUAUGUGGAGCUGUUCCCACAUAGUUGAGGAUAUUAAUAAUUUUGCAAAGCGCGAGUCGCCUUGUUUGUUGGAUUUUCCCAUUGGAAACUAGAAAUGAAAAUAAAGGUAUUAGUUUUAUUUUUGUUUUAAAAUAAAAAUAUUAACUUUAAUGAUUCUCUAUUUUUUUUUUUUUUUUUUGUGGAAAAACCAGAAAUGUAGAUUUGAUUUUUUUUUUUUUUUUUUAAAUCUAAAAUGAUAAAAUUAAUUUUAAAAAAAAAUUUAGACAUUGCUUAAUUUCAUAAUCUGAUUCUCUAAUCCUGGGCUAGUGCAGUCACCAUGUGAUCUCGUUGCCCAAAUAUGGUAACGCUUUCUCAAGCUCACCAUGCCAUUAAGAAUCAACCAAUUUUUUUUCACUUAAAAUGCCUGUCCUUGUCCAAUCUAAUCAAUAUUUUAGACUUAUGUUAGUUCUAUUUUUAGAUAUUAACCUGCAUACUUGUUUUGUGGUGGGAAAAAACACAUGGGAUAAGACUUUGGGGGUACGAAGGCAUUUUCUUAUUUUAAACACGAGAUGAACGUUCUGCUUCUCUGUUCUUCAUGAAAACGUUUCAGUUUUUUAUGUUUUGGGUUUGCAUUGCGUUUAAUUGAUGGUUUCUGACAAGAAUCCUGAAAGAUCAACAAAGUCUGAGUGACACAAGACAAAUUUGGGGGGGAAAAGGUGCUAGACUUUCAGUACAUUAAUUGUCUUUUUAGAGCUUAAACAAAAUCAGUGUAUUGUGUAAUUCCAUCAUUUCCCAUGUUAAAUCAUGUAAUAUCAAAUGUGUAUCACUUCUAACAUCAAGAACUAGAAUGAAAACCACAGUCAAUAGCUGUGGUCUGCAUGUUUGUUUAUGUACUUCCAUGUAAUAAUCUAUUAGUAUAGAGAUUUAUAUUGUCAUAACUGGGUUUAUUAUGCCACUUAUGUUUUGAUUUCUCCAUGUUGAUGAUCCACAGCUACAGAUCUGUCUCUCAGAUAUGAACUAACAUAAUAUCAGUAUUAUAUAUAUAUGCUAGUGCUCGCAACACCAGCGAGUUUUGAAAAUGGAAGCACGUUUGCAUUUUAAGUGUUUAUAUAUUGCCGUUAGUUUAAAUGUAACUUUUUGACCAUAUAAUGUUUAUUUGAUGGCUCCUUCCUGUUCUAUUCCAGCUGCUUUGCACUUACAUCAGUAGUGGACGAUGUGCCUUGAAGCGUUCUGCUUGCUAAUAAAACACUUAAAAUUGUGAACAA